This is a messenger RNA of Trematomus bernacchii (emerald rockcod), 2749 nucleotides long. Its product is annotated as C-Jun-amino-terminal kinase-interacting protein 1-like. Lineage: Eukaryota; Metazoa; Chordata; Actinopteri; Perciformes; Nototheniidae. Bases 201 to 2423 code for a protein of 740 amino acids. Gene Ontology annotation, cellular component: cytoplasm. Gene Ontology annotation, molecular function: protein binding. The transcript is spliced from 12 exons. Gene Ontology annotation, biological process: regulation of JNK cascade. The record is from RefSeq and is a predicted model, not a curated record.
GGCUGAGCUUGGGUGAGAUCGAUGCUGCUGAGGAGACCACGGAAGAAGAAGGAGAAGAGAGAGAGGUAGAGGAGGGUGGGGGAGGCCUUGUCCGAGCUAAGGAGCGCCAGCACUGGCUUAUUAAAAGAGGAGAAGAGGAGGAAGAGGAGGAGGGAGGGAGAAAGCUGUCGCAUGUUAGAGGGGUAUCAACCUGUGCUGUCAUGGACAAAUAUCGACCAAAGAGACCUACCACCCUGGCUCUGUUCCCACAGCGGCCACAAGCCGGCACCCAGGACUCCAUUAACAACAACUCUUUGGGCAAGAAGGACAGCUGGAAGGCAUCUCGCUCCUCCUCCCCACAUAUCAAAGGGGAUCUUACACCAGCGGAUAUCCAGCCCAAAGCAGAGGACAAAGUUCGGAACAGCACGCGGCGCCCGGCCCCAAAGCCCCCCGCAGCUAAUGGAGCCAACAGCAGGGCUAACCCUCAGGCUGCGGCCCCCCCCACAGACAGGUCUGCUCGCCUGCGCGAUAGACAGGCGUCAUGGGCCCCGCACACACAGGCCCCCAGCACACAGAGGAGUCAGAGGAGAGGAGGAAGAGGAGCGCCGGCCAUGAGAGAGAGGAGCCAGGGGGACGGGAGAGGGAAGGAUGGAGGGACAGCAGAGAAGGGAGAAAGGAAAGGAGGAAGACUGUGUGAGGAGUCCAAGGGGAAGGACAAAGAGAGGAAUGGACAUCAGAGGCCCAGAGAAGCAAAUGGUCUGAAAAGCCGGGGGGCUGAUGGGAGAGGAAAGGUCGGAGCUAAAGGGGUUAACAGAGGAGUGGGGGCCAAGCCAAAUAAUAUACUGUCCACCCAGGAAGUGUGUGCAGCCAUGGUGGUCCCUCGCACGCCUGUAGCACCAAGAAACCAGGAAAAGACCCAAGACCAAGGCCAAAACCAUGACAGGACCCAAGACAACCCCCCUAUCCUCUCUAGAUCCAGCAGUGAGGGGGGCUCAAACAGAAUGUCCCUUAGCUCAGACACAGAAGGCCCCCCACCAGGGCCCCUGCAUCCUUCUCUAUCCAAUCGAACCAACCCUGUCAUCAGCGAAGAAGAUGGGGAGGGAGUUUCAACUCCCUGUGCAAACGUCCAGAAUGGUGUAAUCCACUGUGACGAAAAAACUGAGAUGGACUGUACCAAGUCAGAGGUGGACGCACAGGGAGGAAAAGAUGACAAUAACACUGAGGUCCCUCAGGGAGAUGGUGCGGCUGCUCAGACUGUACCAAAGAGUGAAUCUGCAGCAGGGUUAAAUUAUGACUCUGUCAAAUACACUCUGGUGGUCGAUGAACAUGCUCAGUUGGAGCUGGUCAGCCUCAAGGACUGCUUGCAUGGUUACCAUGAGCACAAAGACGACAGCGAUUCAGAGACGGUCUAUCAGUCAGCCAAUGAGGAGGAAGACCCAGAGUAUGAGGAGGAGAGGAAGAGGAUAGAAGAAGCAACAAAGCAAGAGAGGAGGAAAGAGGAAGAAAAGAGAAGAAAGGAGGAAGAAGUCUCCAAGAAGAGGAGGGAAGAGGAUUUGAAAAGGCGGAGGGAGGAGGAGGUCAAAAGGAGAAGGGAAGUUGUGGCAAGGACCUGCAAGCAGUCCAAGGUAACCUCCACAACAACUUCAGAGGAAGAGGAGUCUAAUGGAGAGAGGGCCGUCCCUUCCAGAAGUCAAAAGUUCCUCAACCUGUUUCCCAACAGCAGCUCUCAACACAGCGCCACUGGUGCUGGCUCCUUUGGUGUGUUCUCCUGUGUUUUGGAUGGAGUGGAGAGACAACAGAGCCACAGAGCUGCCUACAGGUUUGUCCCUCGUCAUUCAGAUGAGCUGUACCUAGAGACGGAUGACCCAGUGCUGCUGCUGAAGCAGUCUGAGGACCUGUGGUGUCAGGGCUACAACAUGAGGACCGGGGCUACCGGCAUCUUCCCUGCCUUCUACGCCGUCAGGCUGCCCACAGACACUAUCCAAGCUGCGAAGGAUAGCUCGAUAGAGAAGUUCCUGGUGCGAUUCCUAGGUUCGGUGCAGGUCCCCAUCCACAAAGGCACCGACAUGCUUUCCUCUGCAAUGCAGAAGGUGGCGUGUAACAGGCGGCUAGCAGCUCAGCCCCCUUCAGCCUGUGUGCUGGAGGUCAGUGUGAGGGGGGUGAAGAUCAGUGUCCAGGACCAGUGUCACUCUGCUCAUAGGGGAGACCAGUGUUUCCAUUUCUUCCAGUUGAAGAACAUCUCAUUCUGUGGCUGUCAUCCAAAACACAGCAAGUAUUUUGGUCUCAUCACCAAACACCCUGACCAGCAGCGCUUCGCCUGUCAUGUGAUGGUUGCAGAGACAACACUACAUCCUCUAGCUGAGUCUGUAGGGAGGGCCUUCCAGCAGUAUUACAGGGAAAACAUUGGCUACUCCUGUCCCACUGAAGACAUCUUUAUUGAAUAACCCCUCUCCCCCAUCCACACCAUGUCCUGAAUACUCACUACUGUAUGUGCACGUAAGCCUGGUCUUACACAGCGACCACUGAUGUCUCUUCUUCAGAGUGCUUGCAUGGGGGGUUUCUUUUCUUACCUGCAUCCUGUAGUACAGAAAGAGUUUUAUUUUCUUGAUCCAUGUCAUAAUAUACAUUCCUCUAUGGAUGGUUAGGAUCACAUGACAUGUUCCAUACACUGACCAGAAAUGUUUUCCAAAACCUAACCAAAUACUACGGUGGCCCUGAAGUGCAAGUCAAAACAACAUUUCACAAAACGCUACAGCAUUUCAGAAAACGC